Molecule: messenger RNA, 2104 nt
Organism: Cutaneotrichosporon oleaginosum
Lineage: Eukaryota; Fungi; Basidiomycota; Tremellomycetes; Trichosporonales; Trichosporonaceae
Biological process (GO): DNA replication initiation; DNA replication
Cellular component (GO): alpha DNA polymerase:primase complex
Molecular function (GO): DNA binding
Source: RefSeq, a predicted model, not a curated record
GUUUUGUCUCCUCCACCCCACGUCCAUCCUCAUCCACUUCAACCACGAUGAGCGACGACGAGCUCCGGACCGUUUUCCCCGCCGCGAGCGACCCAGCCAUUUUGGCAGAGCUCCGCUCCAUGGCCCAGGUCUACUCCAUCUCUGCGCAGGACCUAUUCUACAAACACGAGGCGUUCCUCCUCUCGCGUCCAUCGGGGUUGCGAGCCAAGCUCAGCACGUUCACCCUUGACGUAGCGCGCGAGCUGCGCAAAGAAAUCCAGCGCGAGUUUUCCGCCAAGCGCAUCGCGGCCACGCCCGACAAGGUCGGCGUGCGCAAGCGUCCGAUCAGCUCUGACUUCGGCGGCUUCCUUGACAGCCUCACACCGCAGCGACCCAACAAGCGGCUGAGCAAUUCGGGCAACCUCAUCAACCUUCCUUCACCCACGCCCGUCACCCACGCCACACCAUCUAGGACACCCGCCUCCGCGUCCACCUCGAGCGCCUACCGUCCCACCAAGCUCGGCGUUACUCCUGGCCGCGCCCCGCCCACCUCACCCAUUAGCGGCGGCGAGUCGCCAGGUGGCGGCCUCAAACCUACGGCUCAGCCUUUUAGCUCCCGACCACAGCCCCUAGAGCUCCUCGAAACGCUCAACCCGCACCUCCCGCCCGGCGAAGGCGUGCCUGCCGGCACAAGACCACGCGUUGCCAUUGCUACCACCGCCGACCCUAAGGACUGGGAGUACAGGUACAUGUUCGAGAAGAUCAGCGUUCGAUCCGAAGCGCUGGACGAGCAGAUCGAUGCGUUUGCUGAGGUGAUCAAGGAGUCGUACGCCCUCGCCGAUCUGGGCGACCCACACCUUCCAUCCGAGGACGAUAUUUACGUUGUGGGCCGCAUCCUCUCUCCGCCCACCGACACCGCUAAGGCUUCCAGCACAGCACUUUAUCUCCAGAGCUCACGUAUGCUCGGUGGCGGUCAUGUCGUGCCUUUGCGAUUUGCGCCGAGUGGCGAGCUCAAGGUGCGCGGCGGUGCCCCGGGUGUCCGAGGCUUCGGGUUGUUUCCCGGCGCCCUUGUUUGCGUGAUGGGGCGCAACGGCGGUGGCAAUGCAUUUGUCGUGCAAGAGGUGCUCCAGCCCCCACCCUCUCUACCGGUGAUGACGCCCCGCGAUGAGCUGCUGGACUACCAGCAAGGCGAGCGUCUCGGCGGGUCACCAAUCUCAGUGCACGUUGUGGCCGGGCCUUAUUCGUUGGAAUCCAACUUGUUAUACGAGCCGCUUGAAGCGUUGAUCGAGGUCGCGUGUGACGAGCGGCCGGAUGUGUUGGUCAUGCUCGGGCCAUUUGUUGACUCCUCUCAUCCUCUCAUCAAGGCCGGGCAGCUCACAGCUUCGCCUGUCGAGCUAUUCCGAGAACAAGUCGGAGCCCGUCUCGCUCGCCUACAUGAUGCCUCGCCUGCCACUAGUGUUGUGCUUAUCCCGAGUGUACGCGACCUGAUCUCCAAGCACGCGGCCUAUCCUCAGGCGAUGUUGGACAAGGAGGGUCUUGGCCUUUCGAAAAAGGUCCGCAUGCUUCCCAACCCCUGUACACUCAGCAUCAACGAGGUGCACAUCGCACUUGCGUCACCGGACGUGCUGUUCCAUAUGCGGCGGGAAGAGGUGUUCCAGCGCGCCGAGGAGGCCGAUCCCGACCCGUCCGCACCACCCAACCCAAACCCCCAAGGCGACCCCUUGGCCAACCUCGUGCGGCACGUAUUGGGUCAUCGGCACUUCUACCCAUUGUUCCCGCCACCUGAGAAGGACGCGGCGGAUGUCAACCUGGAUGUGACGCACUGGCAUCAAUUGAGGAUGCUGGAUGCGCCGGACGUAUUGGUGUUGCCAUCACGUUUGAAGCAUUUCGCCAAGACGGUUGACGGUACUCUGGCAGUCAAUCCAGGCCACCUCUCUCGGACUAAUGCUCCAGGCACCUUUGCAAAGAUCACGAUCCACCCGUCAGACCCGAAGGUGCUCGAAGGCAACGGAGAUGCGGACGACGAUCUCGUCCCACACGAUGUGUACGACCGUGCGCGAACGGAGCUGUGGCGAAUUUAGCACGUGAGCAUGCAUUGUACGAGUGUUGGCAGGGUCAGGCACCG